Messenger RNA from Protopolystoma xenopodis, 864 nucleotides. NCBI's taxonomy places the organism in Eukaryota, Metazoa, Platyhelminthes, Monogenea, Polystomatidea, Polystomatidae. The record is from the annotation of a GenBank genome assembly.
AUGGCCAAAGGAAUCAAGCAAACUAUGAGUAGCUCACCUUGUUCUUCCUCAGUCCAAUAUGGGGCUUCCACAUCUCCGUCAAUUUCCUCAAGUUCUAUGGGCUGUACUCCUAGUAAAGAUUCAUCUCAUCAUUUUGCUUCUUCUAAAUCUGUUCAUCAACCAGCUACUUCAACAUCAUCUACUUCUGGGGGUCUUUAUAAUUCAAAUGUUUCAGCGCACUCUAGUGGCUCUUCUGCAUCAUCAUCUUCUUCUGUAGGAUCAUCUGGGUCGCACGGCGCUACAAGCGAUUCUUCAACCGCUUCCUUAGGUGGCGGGGAUAAUUAUCAUUCAUCCCGUCUUCACCAAAAUGAGCCAUCCGAAUUUGCUGGCGAUCGGCAUCAUGCACAUCGCGAUCGCAGUAACUCACUCACUGGACAUCCAAUCUCUUCCAAUCCAAUUUCAAAUAGCUCAGACCGAAGAAUACAUAGUAAAAGGAACAGUACUGGCGAAACAGCCUUAAUAAAAAUGGCCAAAAAAGGUGAUCUUGUUGCCAUAAAGCGUCUAGUUAAAGAAGGAUCAAAUGUAAAUGAACAAGACUAUGCAGGCUGGACUGCUUUACAUGAGUGUAGCAUACGUGAUUAUCCACGAAUCGUUGGAUACCUUCUUCGUCAUGGUGCAAAUCCUCUUUUAGCAGGCCUUCGUGGAGAUACCGCCCUGCAUGAUGCCGUCCGGGCUGGCCACAUUCAGGUAGUGCGAACUCUUCUUAGGCACGGGGCCGAUCCUAUGGUCACAAAUGAUCUUGGAAAAAGGCCUAUAGACUUAUGUCAGAGUGAACAAAUGGCCCAGGUUAUUCAGCAGGUAACUGAUUUGGCAUUGCAUUUAUGA